This is a messenger RNA of Chanos chanos (milkfish), 1395 nucleotides long. It is a transcript of the gene adss2, whose product is annotated as adenylosuccinate synthase 2. Gene Ontology annotation, molecular function: adenylosuccinate synthase activity; GTP binding. Gene Ontology annotation, cellular component: cytoplasm. The transcript has 13 exons. The record is from RefSeq and is a predicted model, not a curated record. Bases 1 to 1386 code for a protein of 461 amino acids. Lineage: Eukaryota; Metazoa; Chordata; Actinopteri; Gonorynchiformes; Chanidae. Gene Ontology annotation, biological process: IMP metabolic process; 'de novo' AMP biosynthetic process.
AUGUCAGGGAGCGGGAGUGCCGAAGCUGCUGGGGAGCAAAAUGGUGGGUCCCACAGCAUCAACAACUCUUUGCGUGUGGAGAGCCCAAACGUGGGCAACAAAGUGACAGUAGUGCUCGGAGCACAAUGGGGCGAUGAAGGGAAAGGAAAGGUUGUGGAUUUACUCGCCCAGGACGCUGACAUAGUUUGCAGAUGUCAGGGAGGGAACAACGCGGGACACACGGUUGUCGUGGACUCUGUGGAAUAUGACUUCCACCUUCUACCAAGUGGCAUUAUCAACCCCAAGGUCACGGCCUUUAUCGGUAAUGGUGUUGUCAUCCAUCUCCCUGGGCUUUUUGAGGAAGCUGAGAAGAAUACCCUUAAAGGAAAAGGUCUGGAGGGCUGGGAUAAGAGGCUCAUCAUCUCUGACCGUGCUCACAUCGUAUUUGAUUUCCAUCAAGCUGUUGAUGGAGUUCAGGAGCUGGAGAGGCAACAACAAGCUGGCAAAAACUUGGGCACAACGAAAAAAGGCAUCGGGCCCGUGUACUCAGCCAAAGCUGCCCGCAGCGGCCUCAGGAUAUGUGACCUUUUGUCUGACUUUCAGCAGUUCUCUGAAAGGUAUAAAGUCUUAGCCCAGCAGUACAAAUCUAUGUACCCGACCUUGGAGAUUGAUAUAGAUGGAGAGCUGGGAAAACUUAAGGCUUAUGGGGACAGGAUAAAGCCCAUGGUUAGAGAUGGUGUCUACUUCAUGUAUGAGGCACUUCAUGGAGCUCCUAAAAAGAUCCUGGUGGAAGGUGCCAAUGCUGCCCUGCUGGACAUUGACUUUGGGACGUACCCCUUCGUGACGUCGUCAAACUGCACCGUGGGAGGCGUGUGCACGGGUCUGGGCAUGCCGCCCCAGAACGUGGGCGAGGUGUACGGCGUGGUCAAGGCAUACACGACGCGCGUUGGCAUCGGAGCGUUCCCCUCUGAACAGACCAAUGAAAUAGGUGACCUCCUCCAGACACGAGGCAAGGAGGUGGGUGUGACCACUGGCCGCAAGAGAAGAUGUGGCUGGCUGGAUCUGGUGCUUGUCAAAUAUGCACAUAUGAUCAAUGGUUUCACUGCGAUUGCUCUUACCAAACUAGACAUCUUGGAUGUAUUCCCUGAGAUCAAGGUUGGGGUGGCAUACAAGGUGGACAAUGAAUCUAUACCAUAUUUCCCUGCAAACCAAGAGGUCUUGCAGAGGGUAGAGGUCCAAUAUGAAACUCUUCCUGGCUGGAACAGUGACACUUCUGCCGCAAGAACCUUCGACGAGCUUCCAGAAAAUGCUCAGAAGUAUGUCCGUUUCAUCGAGAACUACUUGGGAGUGCCUGUGAAGUGGAUUGGCGUUGGCAAGUCUCGGGAGUCUAUGAUUCAGCUCUUUUGAGGUGAAGAG